GCGGAGGAAGAGCGGGAUCAGCUGAACUACAGAAGAAAUGAAAAUAUUUUCCUGAAAUUCAUCACCAACAACCAGGAUAUUUAACUAAGAGCAAAGUUAAACUGCUGAAAGAGGUGAAGCAGAAGCCUUCCUGAAGAAUCUCCAGAACACGCAGAAAUUGUUUGCUACAUUUAAAAGACAAAUGAAGCCAAGUCCCGACAUGGAGAAACAUCAGCACUCUGUCAAGAGUUUUACUAAACAGAGUAAUCUCAAAAAACACCAGCGCAUUCACACAGGAGAGAAACCACAUCACUGCUCAGACUGUGGAAAGAGUUUUAAUCAACAGAGUAAUCUCAAAAGUCACCAGCGCAUUCACACAGGAGAGAGACCGUAUUACUGCUCAGACUGUGGGAAGAGUUUUACUCAACAGAGGAAUCUCAAAAAACACCAGCGCAUUCACACAGGAGAGAAACCGUAUUACUGCUCAGACUGUGGGAAGAGUUUUAAUCGACAGAGUCAUCUCCAACAACACCAGCGCAUUCACACAGGAGAGAAACCGUAUCACUGCUCAGACUGUGGGAAGAGUUUUAAUCAACAGAGUAAUCUCAAAAGUCACCAGCGCAUUCACACAGGAGAGAAACCAUAUCACUGCUCAGACUGUGGGAAGAUUUUUACUACCCAGAGUGAUCUCAAACAACAUCAGCGCAUUCACACAGGAGAGAAACCAUAUCACUGCUCAGACUGUAGGAAGAGUUUUAUUACACAGAGUAAACUUAAAAUACAUCAGCGCAUUCACACAGGAGAGAAACCUUAUUACUGCUCAGACUGUGGGAAGAGCUUUAAUCGACUGGAGACUGUCAAACGGCAUCAGCGCAUUCACACAGGAGAGAAACCGCAUCACUGCUCGGACUGUGGGAAGAGUUUUACUGAACAGAGUGCUCUCAAAAUACACCAGCGCAUUCACACAGGAGAGAAACCGCAUCACUGCUCGGACUGUGGGAAGAGUUUUACUGAACAGAGUGCUCUCAAAAAACACCAGCGCAUUCACACAGGAGAGAAACUGUAUCACUGCUCAGACUGUGGGAAAAGUUUUAAUCAACAGAGUAAUCUCAAAAUACACCAGCGCAUUCACACAGGAGAGAAACCGUAUCACUGCUCAGACUGUGGGAAGAGUUUUACUAAACAGAGUAAUCUCAAAAGUCACCAGCGCAUUCACACAGGAGAGAAACCGUAUCACUGCUCAGACUGUGGGAAGAGUUUUACUACACAGAGUAAUCUCAAAAAACACCAGCGCAUUCACACAGGAGAGAAAAAUGUCCCAAAUUUGUCCCAUGGCAAUUAAAAGCUCAAAUCAUAAAUUCCACCAGAAACAAAUAUGAGCUGUAUUUAACAAUGGAUUUUACAGGUUCAGCAAAACUAUUCUUAUCCAUGGAUGAUGUGUAUAGAAUUCCAUGUUAUGUUUGUAUGUCUUGUAAGUUUGAAUAUUCCAGGACAUUCUUUGAGACAGAGCUCAGUUUUUAGGUUAGUUACUGUUGCGCAGUAAGGUUACAGGCUCAUUCACUCCCUCUGCUGGUGUUCUUGUUUGUCUAUGGUUCAGUCCAAUUAAAAAUCUGUUACUAUAGAGGGAUAUA
This is a messenger RNA of Astyanax mexicanus (Mexican tetra), 1610 nucleotides long. Its product is annotated as zinc finger protein 271-like. The coding region runs from base 182 to 1321 and encodes 379 amino acids. Lineage: Eukaryota; Metazoa; Chordata; Actinopteri; Characiformes; Acestrorhamphidae. The record is from RefSeq and is a predicted model, not a curated record. The transcript has 2 exons.